AUGGAGGAUGACAGAGCAAAGAAGUUUAUUGAGUCGAGGGACGCGCAGGAGUUGGAAGAGUGCACCAAGGCUCAGCUGCAGCUAGUGGCGGACCAUUUUGGGUUGAGAUUGAGGUUCUCCAGGGUGGCGGAGUGUCGGAUUAAGAUCAUGGCUCAGCUCAAGGCCCGAGAGGAGGCUUCCGAGGAAGGACCGCUCCAGGUACCUGCCAGUGUUGGUGGGAACCGGAGCGACGAAGGUAGCAGUAGAGGAUCAAGCAAUAGUAGCAGUAGAAGCCUGAAGCUAGAGAUGAUGAAAAUGCAGCUUGAAGCUCAGCUGAAGCGGAAGGAGCACGAAGCUCAGCUGAACUGUGAGGAGUGUGAAGCCCAGUUGAAGUGUGAGGAGCGUGAAGCUCAGUUGAAGCGUGAGGAGCACGAAGCUCAGCUGAAGCGAAAGGAGCGUGAGCGGAAAGCCCAGCUGAAGCGAGAGGAGCGUGAAGCCCAACUGGAGCGGGAGGAGCAUGAACACGAAGCCCAGCUGAAGCGGAAGGCUCAGCUGAAGCGUGAGGAGUGCAAAGCCCAACUACAACGAGAAGAAGGAGAAAGACAACUGCGACGGGAAGAACUAAAAGCGAAGAAGGAGGUUGAGAUGCGUCGGGCGGAGCGCGGGCUGCCCUCAGUGUCGGCUCGGCGGGAUGACCCCAAGGUCCGGGAACGCGACCUACCGACCUUUGACCCUCUAGAUGUUGAAGCUUUCUUCGACCAUUUUGAGAGGAUAGCGACAUUGAAGGAAUGGCUGGAAGAGGAUUGGGCUGCGUUAGUGCAAAGUAGGGUGACUGGCGAGGCCAGGGAAUCCUAUAACAUGUUGGACCUUGAGGAAUGCGCCAUUUACGACAUGAUCAAGAAAGCUGUGCUCCAAUCGUAUCGACUAACCCCGGAGGUUUACAGGAAACGCUUCCGUGAGUACGCAAGAGCUUCUGGAAGGUCGUAUGCUGAAACUGCUCGGGACAUGGAGCGCAAGUUCCUGCGAUGGCUGAAGGCUGAGGAGGUGGAGACGAUGGAGGAGCUGAAGCAAUUGAUGGUGAUGGAAAGAUUCCUGUCAAUGCUCCAUCCAGAACUAAGGGUCAGGAUCAAGGAGGCUGGUAUUAGAGAACUUAAGGCCACUGCAGACAGAGCUGACCUGCUGGAAGAGGCACUACAUCUCGGGAAGGAAGAACCGACUAGGCACUCGCCUUACCCAAGAUUUGAGGGAAACUUCAAGAGUUCAGGAGGGGCGUGGACGGGUAGAGAUUCUCCCAAGGAUAGUGCACACAGUGAGCCAACCUGA
Molecule: messenger RNA, 1302 nt
Organism: Procambarus clarkii (red swamp crayfish)
Lineage: Eukaryota; Metazoa; Arthropoda; Malacostraca; Decapoda; Cambaridae
Source: RefSeq, a predicted model, not a curated record